Messenger RNA from Symbiodinium sp. CCMP2456, 1224 nucleotides. NCBI's taxonomy places the organism in Eukaryota, Dinophyceae, Suessiales, Symbiodiniaceae. The record is from the annotation of a GenBank genome assembly.
AUGGGUGCCUGCUGCGCUUUAGAAAGUGCUUCGAAGCAGGCCGCCAAGUCUUCCUCUUCCACAUCCAGGCCGACGACGCCCAAGUCCGCACGGAAGAAGGGCGAAGCCCCGCAGGCUGGCAGUGAUGCCACACUUCACGAUGCGGCUUGGGAGGGCAAUGUCGACCUUGUGAGGAAGCUGCUGCUACGAGACAGUCCGGAUCUUCCGGAUGAAGAAGGGUCCACGCCGCUGCACUUGGCAGCGGAUGAAGGCUACAUGGAGGUUGUCAAAUGCUUACUUGAGGAGGGCAAGGCGACUUGCAUGGAUGCUUCUGACGGCGCAGGCAACACGCCCUUGUUGUUGGCAGCGAAGGAAGGGAGAACGGACGUCGUGGAAUACCUCCUGACGACUGCCAAGUUGCAAGCCCCGCAGAAAGCGAACUCUAAUGGUGAAACGCCUCUUCUGUGCGCAGUGCAGAAAGGCCGUGCUAACAUCGUGAAGUUGCUGCUUCGGCACUCUGCGGCGGUGGACAUUUCGAACAGUGACGGGGAGACGCCUCUCAACCUGGCAGCGGGCAAAGGUGACACCGAGACAGUCCAACUUCUGCUCGUCGACGGAAGAUCUCAGUCUGUGGACACUCCAGAUCGAUUGGGCUGGACUCCUGUGCUCAUGGCUGCUCAUGGUGGUCAUGUCGGAGUGCUGCGCCUGCUGCUGAAAAGCAGCGCCAAACCUGCUGACAGCCACAGUGGUACCGGCGAAACACCGCUACUCUGUGCGGCAAAGCGCGGCCACGUUGAGGUGGCCAAGCUUCUCCUCACGAGUGCCGAGGCACCCACGAUCGACAUGGCUGACCGUGAUGGCAACACACCGCUGAUGAUGGCAGCCCAAUUCGGCUUUGCGGAAGCCCUCCGGUUGCUGCUGAGCAAGAAAGCUUCCAUCGACUUGUGCAACAAGGCCAAUGAAACGGCGCUUCUGCUUGCAGCUCAAGAAGGAUUUGCAGAGGUUGUCGCCAUCCUCUUGGAAGAGGGGUCCAAGGCUGUCAAUAUUGCAGCUGCAGAUGGUCGCACGGCAUUGAUUGCUGCAGCCCGCUUUGGCUACUCAGAGGUUUGUAGGCUGCUGUUGGAACAUGGUGCCGACCGUCAUGCCAGAAUCGAAGGAAGCGAAGUGGUCGAGACGUGUGGGACGGCUCUGGACGUUGCAUGCCAGAAUGGCCACAGCGAGGUGGCUGCGAUAUUGGAAUCUUGA